Molecule: messenger RNA, 2955 nt
Organism: Plasmodium malariae
Lineage: Eukaryota; Apicomplexa; Aconoidasida; Haemosporida; Plasmodiidae
Product: Sec14 domain containing protein, putative
Exons: 1
Coding region: 1-2955 (984 amino acids)
Source: RefSeq, a predicted model, not a curated record
AUGGAACUGUCGAGAGGAAAGGUGGUAAUUGAGAAAAAGAUAAAUGAAUACACAAUAGAUGAGAAUGUAUUUUUUUUUGAACCAAAUAAGGAAGAUGUGUAUGACAAAAAUGCAAAACUGAGAUACAUUUUUCAUAAUACCUUUAUUAACACAGAAGAAGAAAUUGCAAUAAGUGAAUUUAAAAGAUAUUGUAAAAAUAAAUCGUUAAAAAUAAAUAAGAUAUUCUUUGAAAAUGAGUGUUUGCGCUAUUUGUACUCAGCGCAGUUUGACUUUGCAAAAGCGUUAGAAUUAAUAAAAAGUAAUUUUGAAUUUCGGUUAUCUGAUGUUCUUCCUAUAAAAGAAAAAGAUGUUAUACAUGAUAUUAAUAAAGGGGUAAUGUAUUGGCAUGGGAGAGAUAAAAAAUGUAGACCUAUAAUGAUAAUAAAUUUAUUAAAUAUUGAAUUGUUGGAUGUUGAAAAGUUAACGAAUUUAUUUUUUUUUUGUUUUGAAUUUUUUUUAAAAUAUUUGUGUAUCCCCGGAAAAGUAGAAAAUUAUAUAUCCUUAAUUGAUUGUUCAGGUAUAUCAAUGUCAAAAUUUCCAAUGUCUACAUUUAUGAAGUUAUUAGAAAUUAUGAAUUCAAAAUAUCGAUGUAGAUUGUUUAGGAUGUAUAUAAUUGAUGCACCCAAAUUUUUUAAAACAUUUGGAAAAUCUUUUUUAAAUUUUGCACCAUCCUAUAUGACUAAAAAAUUAAAAAUUUUAGAUACCAAUUACGUGCCUUAUCUAAGAGAGGAAAUCUUAGAAACACAAUUAGAAAGGAAGUAUGGAGGAAUACAAGAAAUCAAAAAUAAUAUAUUUUAUCCUUUUUCCUUUUACCCCAACUGUUAUCAUAUAAAGGAGGAGGUGGAGGAAGAAAUAGGAAAAAACAGUUAUGUCAAGUUUGAUGUUUUUAACGAGAUAAAUAAAAAAGUGUAUGAAUAUGUAACCUCAGGAUAUUCGAUGCACUUGAAGUUAAUAGAAAAUAGUAAUAAAGAAGAGAUGAAAAAACAGUGCUCCUAUUUAAAUGAGGAAUUAAAUUAUAGUAAUAAAUUUAAGAAGAGUAGUAGUAGUAAUAACGGUCUAAGUAAGAAGAAAAAAAAGAAAAAAAAACUAAGCGGAAAUGAUUAUUUUCUGAACAAAAAUUUCAUCAAUUCAGUUAUGAAGGAAGAAUAUCAUGUGGAUAAUAAUAGUUUUUUGAAAAAUAAUAAAUAUAUCAAUUCAAAAUGUAAAUAUAUUGUUAAUGCUGGAAGUUCACAUAUAUGGUUUUUUAAAAUAAAACAUUUAUAUUUGCCGAAUAUAACCGUUAGUUAUUUAAUAAGUAGGUUUCCCUUUUUAAUAAGCCAUCUCAUUGUUAAGUCAAAUUUUAACUCAAUGAGGUGCUAUUUUAAGUAUAUAGAGAACAAUAUAACAGUCGAGGCGCUGACUCACAAUACUACUGCAAGUAGCAGAAGAAAAAAUGGGGGGAGCAACGGAAGGGAUGGUAGACGAAGUAGUGGAACAAGUGGUAAUUGUCAUCAUAGCAUAGCACAUACAUUGAACACAUCGAAUAUCAUGCCAUCGGUAAGAAACACAGAAGAAGACCAUAGUACAUUAAAUAUCAUAAAAUCGUUAAGUAGCUUCAAUAUGAGUAGUAACUAUGAAAAGGAAAGUAAUAAAGAAAAAGGAAAAUUACGAUAUACCAACAAGUUAAAAAUAAAUAAUAAAAAAUUUGAAAAUACAGUCAUACAAGAGAGAUGUAAUAUAGAUGAUGAAAAAAAAAAGGAGAUUGAGUUAGAUGAAGAAGAGGCCAAAACUAGUGAAAUAAAAUUCUACAAAAAUUCUGUAUCCAUUUUUGAAGACAACAGUAAAAACUCAUUAGUUGCAGAAGGUCAUAUUUUAAAUAACAAUUAUACAUAUAGUAAUAAAGAAGACAAUAAACAAGGUAAGAAAAGUUUUUAUAAAAUUAAAGCAGCAAAUAGUUUAUUUAUGGAAGAGUUCACAGAACAAUAUGAAAAAAUAGAAUAUGCAGAAAAUGCUUUCUUAAAUAAGAUAGGUCUAGAUUGCAAUGCUUGUAAUAAUGCGCAACAGAAAUUCGAGAACACAGGAGCUGCUGAAAUAUGCCUGGGAAAAACAGCAAUGGAUUUUCAAAAAGUGUAUAAAAAUGGCGCUUCCAGUAGUAGUGUUAGCAGCGAUAGUCCUAGCGGUAGUAGUAGUAGUCAUACUGAUAGCAGAAGUAGGCAUACCGGUAGCAGCAGUAGACAUGCCGGUAGUAGCAGUAGACAUACCGGUAGUAGCAGUAGACAUACCGGUAGUAGCAGUAGACAUACUGGUAGUAGCAGUAGACAUACCGGUAGUAGCAGUAGACAUACCGAUAGCAACGGUAAGUACAGUGCUUAUAAUAAUGCAUUACAAAACGAUAACUGUGGUGUCAAAUUAAGCUCAAAAAAACCAAUAAUUAGCCUUAAACCCAUUUUUCCAAAAAGGUUAGAUUAUGACCCAUCAAGUUAUAAGAAGAAUAGUGCUACCACUACUGCGAAUAACACCAAUUAUUCGAAGAGUACGAAUUGUGCGAAUACUACUAAUUACACUUAUACUACAAAUGGUGCUAAUAUUAAUGACUCUAAUUCUCGUAGUUCUAAGGUGUCCAAAAGCCCAUAUAAGAAAUUGACAACUGAAAACAAAUUUCAAGAGGACACGUUAGACGAUUCUACAUCUGAUAAUCAAUAUUACAAUAAAUCGAACAUCCUGUGCAAUCUUUCUCAAUCCGAUACAAAUGUAACAAACACUAUUGAUCAUGAAUUGCGUAAUGAAAACAAAAAAAAAAAUGUGAAAUUAUCUCAAAGUGCGUCAGAUAUUAACACAAAUAUAAAAUCUAAUGUGUCCGAGGAGGGAAAAAAGAAACUGAAGAAAAUUAAGAUUAUUGGUUUGCAAUUUUUUAACAAGACGGCUUCUAAAACGUAG